Aedes albopictus (Asian tiger mosquito) is the source of this 2885-nucleotide messenger RNA. Its product is annotated as serine protease gd-like. NCBI's taxonomy places the organism in Eukaryota, Metazoa, Arthropoda, Insecta, Diptera, Culicidae. The transcript has a single exon. Gene Ontology annotation, biological process: proteolysis. Gene Ontology annotation, molecular function: serine-type endopeptidase activity. The record is from RefSeq and is a predicted model, not a curated record. Bases 1216 to 2196 code for a protein of 326 amino acids.
UUUCUCCACAUCUUCUGGAAAAACAACUUCCGCUAAGUGUAUGUUCUUCUGACUGUCUUCAUACAUGUUCCACAACUCAUAUUGUUGUUUUCAGUUUGGCUUUAUAUUCCGCUGAAUCAUUACCUGUUCUGUGGCUUAGUUGGUUAAAGCACCGGUCUAGCGAACACGGAGUCGUGGGUUCGAGUGCCACCAGAACGCGAUUUUUUUUUUCACAAAAUUCAUCUCUCAAUUUGUCAAUUAGCAACAUUUCGUGCCUUCUAAUGACAAGUUUUUACAGCAUGUCCAUUGGGGUGGCUUCGUUUCAUAUAAGUGUGGGCCACCUUAAUGUCCAUAUGAAAAUAAGUUUUAAAAAAUCCCAAUUUGGUUGUGGAAUUCAAUAAGAAUUAUACCACGUGCUCAGAAAAGGCGGCAAAAGGGUUAUGCUAGAAUAGAUCAUGGUUAUGAACGAAACAAAAAUAUGAAUUCAAUCCAUAAUGACACGAUGUGUCUGUAUACGAGGUGAUAAUUUAACGCUCUUAUUUGAGGCUUAGUGUUAGAUUAUUUUGGACAAUGAAACGAUCUGAAAAAAAAAUGCGAAGACAACCAUUUUUGCCACUUAUUCUUUUUCUUUCAAUGUUACUAUUCCUACUGGAACGUGGCCGGCAAAGUGCUUUGUUCACUACCGUAGUUAAUUAUUGAAGGGCUUUAUUUUCCUGCCAAUAAUGCAUGAAGUUCUGUAUUAUGUGGCAAUUACAAUCAUGAUAAACUACACCCAGAAAGUCAAGAACAUAUAUUUUCCUGACCGUGAACGUAAUCGAAUCCGUCCUCACCAGAUAGACGAUCCAAUGUCUAUCCAAUAAACUCAUUGAAGACCGAAGUUUUUGCAGUCCUACAAAAAUUUGAUAACCGCUGUUGAUAGGUACUAUCACAGGGAUUCCCAUAAAAACGUUGUACGGCCGUGCUGAGCUGAGCCAAAUAUAACCGUUUCGAAGAUCAGUUUACGGUUGACCAUGGGAGCAUUAACAGUUAUGGGAUUGGCGCUGGCGCUAAGCUUGUCCAUCGUUCGUUCGGCAGAAGGAAGUAAGGUUUUUCAUUUCUUUAUCGCGUUUUGGUUGUUAUAAGAUGUGAAAUAUUUUCGUUACAGCGGGGACCUGCGGAGAAAGAAAGUUGGCAACUUCUGCACUGAUUGCUCAUGGGUACAUCGCACGGGCGGGUGCAUGGCCAUGGCAUGGUGCAAUGUUUCAUAAAUACAACUCAGAUGUAACCAAGUAUGCGUGUGGCGUGACGAUUUUGACGGAGCAAAUUGUAUUAACGGCAGCCCACUGUACGUAUGAUAGAAGGCAAAGGCUUCCGGCUGAUCGUAUAUUUGUCAAGGUGGGAUUCAGCAACAUAGACUUACCGGAGGAUCAUGUGCGGCAAUUCAAUGUCGACAGGAUUGCCAGACACGAAGAAUACAUUAUGGACACGUUUGAAAAUGACAUCGCAUUGCUUAAGCUAUCUUGUGAAAUUACCUAUACCAAUUACAUACAGCCCGUAUGUUUAUGGCAGGGUGAUACUCAUUUGAGCAAAAUAAUCUCAAAAAUAGGAUACGUAGUAGGAUGGGGACUUGAUGAAGGAUUUAAUACACCCAAAAAGCUAUCCGAAGCAACGAUGCCAAUAGUGUCCAGCAAAAAAUGCUGGGAGAGUGAUAGGUGGCAUUACAACAAGUUUUACUUCGAGUCAAAAACAUUUUGUGCAGGCCACCGCAAUGGUACUCAUGUCAAUCCUGGAGACAGUGGAAGUGGAUUGUAUAUGCAGAAGGGUUCGAACUGGGUUCUACGUGGAAUUGUUAGUAAUGCCAAAAUUAAUCCAGGCACAUUAAACAUACAGGCAGACAGUUACGCUAUAUUCACAGACGUUGCUUAUUAUUUAAACUGGAUCAAAACAAAGGUGCCUGACAUAUCUUAUUUUGCUGCAGAUACAGAGCAAAUCAUUGAAACUGAAUUUGAUAGUGAAGCCAAUCUGCUUGAUUUGAAAAACUGCGGCAAGUAUACCUAUCCGCCAGGAUCUCAUGAAAAAGGAAAUGAAUGGGUGAGCCUGUAUCCCUGGGAGGCUGUUAUCAGCAUAUAUGACGUUAUACAAGAUUACGAGUACCGAUUUCUUGGAUUUUUGAUUCAUCCUAUUUUUUUAAUUACUCGUGCCAAGAACUUCAUGCAUUCUGAUCUACGACAAAUGUAAGUUGAAUCCAUACUUGACAUAUUUAUUCAUUUUUUUUAUAUGUCUUUUUCAUUAUAUUUUUCAGUUUGGCAUUUUUCAACGAUUUCGGCAGCAUAAACAACACAGCAACAAUAAUCCGCAUUGAAAAUAUAUUUAAACAUCCGGACUUUGCAGUUAGAAAGAAUGCCAACGAUAUAGCGAUGGCUAAGUUAGAGCGACCAGCCACUGUGAACCCAAUAUGUCUUCCUUUAUUGGAUCCAUUGGAACUGCCAGAUGCUACACAACUCUACACGAUUGGUGUGCAUCUUUUCGUCGAGAUCAGAGAUUUCCAAAAUGUGACACAGCUGGUUGAUUUGGAAGUCUGUCAGAGACAGCUUUCCAAAGCAAGUGAUCAUAUGAAUUUGACUGCGGAUCAUGUUUGCAGCAGCAGCACUAUUGCUAUCGAGUACGCGGAUUUUAUGAGUUAUUAUUUAGUAUGGCAGCCUGUGAAACAAGAUUUCUUUAAAGGUCAGUGCUUCCUCGCAGCCUUCAAUACCAUUAGAUUCAGUGGUGCCCCGUCGGAAUAUUUUACAGUGUUCACAAAUGUGGCUUAUCAUUUCAAGUGGAUUCGUGAGACGAUUGAUUAUGAAGAAAAUUUGUAGCAAUAUUAGUAAAUCAGAUUUGGCUUAGAACGUUUGUUUUCAUUCUUUCAUUUUUGUUAUUGUAAAAUU